Molecule: messenger RNA, 1606 nt
Organism: Drosophila gunungcola (fruit fly)
Lineage: Eukaryota; Metazoa; Arthropoda; Insecta; Diptera; Drosophilidae
Gene: alphaTub84B
Product: tubulin alpha-1 chain
Biological process (GO): microtubule cytoskeleton organization; mitotic cell cycle
Cellular component (GO): microtubule; cytoplasm
Molecular function (GO): structural constituent of cytoskeleton; GTP binding
Source: RefSeq, a predicted model, not a curated record
CGUGAAUGUAUCUCUAUCCAUGUCGGCCAGGCUGGUGUCCAGAUUGGUAACGCCUGCUGGGAGCUGUACUGCCUGGAGCACGGCAUCCAGCCCGAUGGCCAGAUGCCCUCCGACAAGACCGUGGGAGGAGGCGAUGACUCGUUCAACACCUUCUUCAGCGAGACUGGAGCCGGCAAGCACGUGCCCCGCGCCGUGUUCGUGGAUCUGGAGCCCACUGUGGUGGACGAGGUCCGUACCGGCACCUACCGCCAGCUGUUCCACCCGGAGCAACUGAUCACCGGCAAGGAGGACGCGGCCAACAACUACGCCCGUGGCCACUACACCAUUGGCAAGGAGAUCGUCGACCUGGUUCUGGACAGGAUCCGCAAGCUGGCCGACCAGUGCACCGGUCUGCAGGGCUUCCUGAUCUUCCACUCCUUCGGUGGAGGUACUGGCUCCGGCUUCACCUCGCUGCUGAUGGAGCGUCUCUCCGUGGACUACGGCAAGAAGUCCAAGCUGGAGUUCGCCAUCUACCCGGCGCCCCAGGUGUCCACCGCUGUGGUGGAGCCCUACAACUCGAUCCUGACCACGCACACCACCCUGGAGCACUCCGACUGCGCCUUCAUGGUCGACAACGAGGCUAUCUACGACAUUUGCCGCCGCAACUUGGACAUUGAGCGGCCCACGUACACCAACCUGAACCGUUUGAUUGGCCAGAUUGUGUCCUCGAUCACCGCCUCUCUGCGAUUUGAUGGUGCCCUGAACGUGGAUCUGACCGAGUUCCAGACCAACUUGGUGCCCUACCCCCGUAUCCACUUCCCCCUGGUGACAUACGCUCCGGUCAUCUCCGCCGAGAAGGCCUACCACGAGCAGCUGUCGGUGGCCGAAAUCACCAACGCCUGCUUCGAGCCGGCAAACCAGAUGGUCAAGUGCGAUCCCCGUCACGGCAAGUACAUGGCCUGCUGCAUGCUGUACCGUGGUGAUGUGGUGCCCAAGGACGUGAACGCCGCCAUUGCCACCAUCAAGACCAAGCGCACCAUCCAGUUCGUGGACUGGUGCCCCACUGGCUUCAAGGUUGGCAUCAACUACCAGCCACCCACCGUGGUGCCUGGCGGAGAUCUGGCCAAGGUGCAGCGUGCCGUGUGCAUGUUGUCCAACACCACGGCCAUCGCCGAGGCCUGGGCCCGUCUGGAUCACAAGUUCGAUCUGAUGUACGCCAAGCGCGCCUUUGUCCACUGGUACGUCGGUGAGGGUAUGGAGGAGGGAGAGUUCUCCGAGGCUCGCGAGGAUCUGGCUGCCCUGGAGAAGGACUACGAGGAGGUUGGCAUGGACUCCGGAGACGGCGAGGGCGAGGGUGCUGAGGAGUACUAAGCGUGGCGCCACUCCAGCGCUCGGGGGGAGUGUCAUUGGUGGGCGGGCCAACCGUCGAAAUCAGUGUUCACGCUUCCAAUCGCAACAAAAAUCCACUGCAACACUGUUAAGCGUACGAGAACGAAAAAAGAGAAGGGAAGAACCAGAUAGUAAUUUUAUCCACAAAGACACGUAUAGCAGAAAAGCAAGCUAACUCGGCGAUAAGUUGUGUACAAGAAUAAAAUCGGCCAGACAAGUGUUGACAGCAAAAAGAAAA